Messenger RNA from Candoia aspera, 792 nucleotides. RefSeq names its product dual specificity protein phosphatase 22-A-like. Gene Ontology annotation, biological process: signal transduction; protein dephosphorylation. Lineage: Eukaryota; Metazoa; Chordata; Lepidosauria; Squamata; Candoiidae. Gene Ontology annotation, molecular function: protein tyrosine phosphatase activity; protein tyrosine/serine/threonine phosphatase activity. The coding region runs from base 139 to 792 and encodes 217 amino acids. Gene Ontology annotation, cellular component: cytosol. The transcript has 8 exons. The record is from RefSeq and is a predicted model, not a curated record.
CUGGGCUGACGGCCCUUGACAGCAGUCCUGGCCUGAGCCAGAGGAGCACCAGGAGGCCAGGGCCUCGGAUACCAGGGGGCAAACGGAGCGAACGACCAGGAGUGCCACUGCUUGCUCGCCAAAGAACAAAAAGUGGUCAUGGGGAUCGGCAUGAGUAAGGUGGUUGAGGGCCUGUACCUCGGGAGCAUCAGUGAUGCCGAGGAGAAAGAGAACUUGACGAAACAUGGGAUCACCCACAUUCUUUCGGUGCACAACAAUGCCAAACCUCUGCUGGAAGGCAUGACCUACCUCUGUAUUUCUGCUUCAGACUCUUCGAAUCAAAACCUAAUACAACAUUUUAAAGAGUGCAUCAGGUUUAUUCAUGACUGUAGGAUGCAUGGGGGUGGCUGCCUUAUUCACUGCUUAGCAGGAAUUUCUCGCAGCACCACCAUUUUGGUGGCCUACCUGAUGACAGUAACCACCUUUGGAUGGGAGGAAUGCUUGGCUGCUGCCAAAGCUGUCCGUUCGUACGUGAAUCCCAACUUUGGGUUUCAGAGACAGCUUCAGGAGUAUGAAGCAACAUUGCUCAAGGAGUACCGAGCCUGGAUCCAGAUGGAGUAUGGGAAGAACCCUCUCUCUGAUCAAGAGGAGCUACAGCACUUACUCUCCCCCAAAGAAGAGAAAGUAAAUGACCAGCAAACGGGACUCGGAAAAACAAAAUGGAUCAGUGCUCCAAGCUCCACCAGCCACCAGCCACGCACCACAUACGGUGGCAGCAGCACCAGCCGCUGCUACCAAUGGAUGGACCGAUAA